CACAGAUCUACAAAAACAAAGCCCACUAACAACCCGCUGAACGCAAAAACGACGUCGUAAUAAGCAGCUUGAAGCCUCGAAAAGCCCUAAAUUUUCUAAAACCCUGAUAGCUUCCAAAACCCUUCUUCUCCAAAUCGCCACUGUCAAUCUAUCUCUCACUCUACUACUGCUAAAAAUGGCGUCUGUAGCGGUCAGAAAUUCUAAGGCGAGGCGGGUCUUCACGCUGUCGGCGCGAAUUUGCUCGCCAUGCUGCCGAGGACCCGCCGUCUCCGCCGUUGAAUCGCCGAUCGAUUCGGUUCAGGCUCCGAACCCUUGGUGGAGAUCCAUGGCUACCUUCACUCGCACAAAACCUCAUGUGAAUGUGGGAACAAUUGGACAUGUUGAUCAUGGAAAGACCACCCUAACUGCAGCAAUCACCAAGGUCUUAGCAGAAGAAGGUAAGGCAAAAGCUGUUGCCUUUGAUGAAAUUGAUAAAGCACCCGAGGAGAAAAAGAGAGGGAUUACAAUUGCCACAGCACAUGUAGAAUAUGAAACUGCCAAAAGGCAUUAUGCACACGUAGAUUGCCCUGGGCAUGCUGAUUAUGUUAAGCUCCUUGUUUAUUGUAUGGUCGUCAAGGUGAUUAGUCAGAGUUAUUUCAAGGAAAGUACUAGGUUAUUGAACAUGAUUACUGGAGCUGCUCAAAUGGAUGGGGGUAUUCUUGUAGUAUCUGCCCCAGAUGGGCCAAUGCCACAAACUAAAGAACACAUUCUACUUGCUCGCCAGGUCGGUGUGCCCUCACUCGUGUGUUUCCUUAAUAAAGUUGAUGCUGUUGAUGACCCAGAGCUGCUGGAACUUGUUGAAAUGGAGCUGCGUGAAUUGCUUAGCUUUUAUAAGUUCCCUGGAGAUGACAUUCCCAUUGUCAGAGGAUCAGCUUUGUCUGCUUUGGAGGGUUCAAACGAAGAAAUUGGAAAGAAGGCUAUCUUGAAGCUAAUGGAAGCUGUAGAUUCAUACAUUCCUGAUCCCGUACGUCAACUUGAUAAACCUUUUUUGAUGCCAGUUGAAGAUGUUUUCACCAUUCAGGGACGUGGAACGGUUGCAACGGGUCGCGUGGAGCAGGGCAUAAUCAAACCAGGGGAAGAAGUUGAAAUUUUGGGACUGUCACCGAACAAACUUAAAACCACAGUAACUGGUGUUGAGAUGUUCAAGAAAACUUUGGAUUUUGGCCAGGCUGGGGACAAUGUGGGUCUUCUUCUACGAGGCUUGAAACGUGAUGAGAUCCAACGAGGAAUGGUAAUUGCAAAAACUGGUACUCUUAAAACAUACACAAAAUUCGAGGCUGAGAUAUAUGUCCUCACAAAAGAGGAAGGUGGUCGCCACACGGCCUUCUUCUCAAAUUAUAGACCUCAAUUUUACAUGAGGACUGCUGAUGUCACUGGUAAAGUCGAGUUGCCUGAAAACGUGAAGAUGGUUAUGCCCGGGGACAAUGUAACUGCAGUUUUCGAUCUUAUCUAUCCUGUUCCUCUCGAAGCAGGACAAAGAUUUGCCCUGAGGGAGGGUGGUCGAACUGUUGGUGCUGGAGUUGUUUCCAAAGUCAUUAGUCAUUUUGUCUUGUUUGUUCUAAUGUCACUGCCGGGAAAUAUGUUGAGCACGGUGAACUCUCGUUUGUCUAUAAGAUUUGCAGGCAUUCAGUCGAGGCCGCGUACGCCGCUAAUGGUGGGGAUGGGUAGGGUUUACCAGGAGACGGCGAGGCCCUCUUCUUCCUCUGCGUCGCCGUCCUCGCCAGCCGUGACGACCUCAACGUCGGUAACGGAAACUGUCAAUGGCUCCCACGAGUUCAAGAUAACGGGGUAUUCUUUGGCUAAGGGAAUUGGUAUCGGGAAGUAUAUGGCUUCUGAUACAUUCAUGGUUGGUGGGUACACGUGGGCGAUUUAUUUCUACCCCGAUGGGAAGAGCGUGGAGGAUAAUGCUACGUAUGUUUCGCUUUUCAUUGCUUUAGCUAGCGAGGGCACGGAUGUUAGGGCGCUGUUUGAGCUUACCCUGUUGGAUCAAAGUGGAAGGGAGAGGCACAAGGUUCAUAGCCAUUUCGGUAGAGCAUUGGAGAGCGGGCCCUACACUCUUAAAUACCGAGGCAGCAUGUGGGGUUACAAGCGUUUCUUCAAAAGAUCUGCCCUGGAAACAUCUGACUACCUCAAAGAUGAUUGCCUUCAAGUUCGUUGCUGUGUUGGUGUAGUUAGGUCUCACACAGAGGGACCUAAGACCUACUCAAUACCAGUGCCUCCUUCAGAUAUUAGUCAGCAUUUUGGGCAACUGCUGGAAAGUGGAAAAGGCACUGAUGUAAAUUUUGAAGUUGAUGGAGAAAUGUUUUCUGCUCACAAGUUGGUUCUUGCUGCUCGUUCGCCAGUAUUUAGAGCUCAAUUAUAUGGUCCAAUGAAGGAUCAAAAUACACAGUGUAUAAAGAUUGAAGAUGUGGAGCCACCUGUUUUUAAGGCUUUACUUCAUUUUAUUUACUGGGAUGCUCUACCCGAUUUUGAGGAACUUACUGGAAUGAAUUCAAAGUGGGCCUCCACCCUAGUGUCACAGCAUCUACUUGCCGCAGCUGAUCGAUAUGGUUUAGAUAGGCUCAGAUUACUGUGUGAGGCUAACCUUUGUGAAGAAGUUGCCAUCAAUACUGUUGCAACAACACUAGCACUUGCAGAACAGCACCAUUGUUUCCAGCUGAAAUCUGUCUGUCUCAAGUUUGUUGCCCUUCCCGAAAAUCUCAGAGCUGUUAUGCAAACGGAUGGUUUCGAGUACCUGAAAGAAAGCUGCCCGCAUGUGCUGACCGAGUUAUUAGAGUACGUUGCUAGGAUCAACGAGCACUCGAUUGUCGGCAAGCAAGGAAUUGAAGGAGUAAUGGAUGGAGAUUUUCAGAAUUUAGCAUAUCUGACUGCGCUUGGUCUGCUGACCAGUUCGAACAAUCCACAUGGACGAAUUCCAGCUCCAAGUCAAUUUGGGUUGGAAAACGCAGAAUUCAUGAAAUAUUUGUACUCAUCCACACGGACAGAAGCGGUGCAUAAGAGAAUUACAAACUGGAAGAACCGAUUCUUAUCGACUGCCGGCAAGGAAAUUCUAGUGAAGUCAGUACUGUCAGCCAUACCCAAUCAUGCCAUGUCAUGCUUUCUCCUCCCUAAAAAGCUACACUCAAAGCUGGCUCAGUCUAUUGCCGGACACUGGUGGCAAAAGAACCCCAGCAAGCACAAGUCUAUUCACUGGAAAGCAUGGAAACACUUAACUACGCCAAAAGAGUGGGGAGGACUAGGGUUCCUUGAUCUCCAGUUAAUGAAUCAAUCUAUGAUCACUAAGCAACUUUGGAAGCUGGCUACUAAUCCCCUCUCUCUGGUCAGCAGGACUCUCAAAGCAAAAUACUACCCUUCAUGUGAUAUAUUCUCAGCUAAAAGAUCAACAACCGGCUCCUGGUUAUGUAAUAAUUGGAUGGAGGUGUUAGAGAAUUUUCAGAAGGGAGCCAGAUUCCAAAUAAGAAGUGGGGCCUCUGUUCGAAUAUGGGAUCACCCUUGGAUCCCGGAACUUCCCAAAUUCAAGCCUUGCAAACCUGCUGAUGGACUGUCUACACUGACUUGGGUGAAGGAACUUAUAGAUGCAUCAGGGCUUAUGUGGAACCAAGAACUUGUCAAAUCUCAAUUUUCUGUUAGAGAAGCUGAGGCUAUAUUGAGGAUCACAGGACUUAAUCCCUCUGAAUCAGACUAUAUCAUAUGGGAUGGUGGUUCAAAAGAUAAAUUCACAAUGGCUGAUUCCUAUACUAAGCUUCUUAAGGACAAAAGGCUCAGAUUGGACAUUCCUGAGAGCAGCAAAUGUUCUCUCUUCAAGUCAGUAAGGCAAAGAAGUUGGAGGCUGAGGAUUAAGAUAAAGAUUAAACAUUUUCUUUGGAGCUGCUACAAUAAAAUUUUGCCAGUCUGUAGUAACCUUGAGAAAAGGAGCAUCCUACUAGACACUACUUGCAAAAGUUGUGGUGAAGCCGUGGAGACCCAAGAAAACACUUAUUUUUCCACUGUCCUAGAGCCAAAAUCAUCUGGAAACUCUCCCCUGUGCAUUGGGAUGGGCUGGACAAUCUCACUUAUUGCUUCAAAUCCUAGUGGGCUGUUCUUCUCGUACUUCAAGGAUUUGGUGGGGAGAGAAGUUACGGUGGAAUUGAAGAACGAUUUGGCUAUCAGAGGAACCCUUCACUCCGUUGAUCAAUAUCUCAAUAUUAAGUUGGAGAAUACGAGGGUUGUUGAUCAAGACAAGUACCCCCACAUGCUUUCUGUGCGUAACUGCUUCAUAAGAGGUUCGGUCGUCAGGUAUGUCCAAUUGCCACCCGAGGGAGUUGAUGUCGAGCUCCUUCACGAUGCCACUAGAAGAGAAGCUCGUGGAGGCUAGUUUGUUCUUUUUUGGCUCUUCAUGCCUGUAUUUUAAUGAAUCCAAAAAAGUCGUGAUUUUUAUUUGGUUGGCAAUUUGGAGGCGUUCCUCGUAUUUCUGUACCAUUCGAGGGAGAUUGCU
Molecule: messenger RNA, 4513 nt
Organism: Striga asiatica
Lineage: Eukaryota; Viridiplantae; Streptophyta; Magnoliopsida; Lamiales; Orobanchaceae
Source: the annotation of a GenBank genome assembly